AUGGGUUUCGAAACCGUCCCCAAGGCAGUUUCAGUUCCCAAGAGCAGUGAUGCUGACUCCAGCAUUACCGGUGUCACAGGCAACAACAACAACAACAAGGGUGCCGCACAGGGAGGAAAGAUCCACAAGCAACUUCCAUCGCAUUGCUCUCAGCUCACUUCGUCGCAAGAUGUCAUGUCAGAUGACAAAGAAGAAGAAGAAGAAGAAACCAAGACAGGCAAAGAGUCGGAUGACCAAGUUGAAGUUGUUGUUGUUCCAAGGAAUGAAAGAGACAUCGGGUUCGGCGAAGAGGACGAGGAAGAAGAAGAACAACCCAUGCCGGCACUACAAGGAAUGGCUUCUAGAUUGCCUGUCGAAAUGCAGCAGGUUCUGUUGGAUUUUCGUGAGAGGGAAGCCAAUGGCACUACGCUUCUUAACAUCCAGCCAAGGCCAUGCUCGCAACCAACGUUUGCUGAAACCCAAGCCAGAGUCGCGCAAGAAGAAAUUCGUGGAGGUAGUUCGAACAUCAACUAUGGGACUGGAGGAGUUUACUAUGCCAACAGGGCACGCAAAGAAGACCUGAAUAUCGCCACUGCACAGCAGUACUUUGCGCAAGAGGAGGACUGA
This is a messenger RNA of Seminavis robusta, 606 nucleotides long. The record is from the annotation of a GenBank genome assembly. Lineage: Eukaryota; Bacillariophyta; Bacillariophyceae; Naviculales; Naviculaceae.